This is a messenger RNA of Larimichthys crocea (large yellow croaker), 978 nucleotides long. It is a transcript of the gene lrrc18a, whose product is annotated as leucine rich repeat containing 18a. Gene Ontology annotation, molecular function: protein binding. The transcript has 3 exons. The record is from RefSeq and is a predicted model, not a curated record. NCBI's taxonomy places the organism in Eukaryota, Metazoa, Chordata, Actinopteri, Sciaenidae. Bases 140 to 949 code for a protein of 269 amino acids. Gene Ontology annotation, cellular component: cytoplasm.
UGAAAUGUAUACACAGCUGUCAGAGCAGUUAUGGGACUGAGGUGAGAGGCUUAAUGCUGGAUCGUCAGUUCUAAAGCUGAAGACAAUCUCAGUAUUUGAUUAAUAUCAACUCAGAGAACAAGAAGAUAAAAUAUGUACCAUGCCCAAAAGGAAGGGAGCCAAAGGGACCAAGGUGACCCUCAAGACUGCAAAAAAGGCAAUACGGAUGACCAAGGAUGGACGGCGCAGACUCACCCUUAGCAACAUGGGUAUUACUAUCUUCCCAAAGUGUCUCCUCAAACUGACCAAUGUGGACGAGUUGGACCUCAGUCGCAACCUGAUACAGAAACUCCCAGAUAACAUUGGGAACUUCUCGUCACUCAGAUGGCUGGAUCUACACAGCAACAGACUGGAGUCUGUGCCCGAGUCCAUUGGCAACCUGGUGGGAAUGACCUACCUCAACCUCUCCAACAACCGCCUAACCUCUGCAGGUUUACCUGCCACAUUGGGGUUUCUCACCAGCCUCAGGAGUCUCAAUCUGGGGAUGAACCAGCUAGACACCCUACCUCCCACUAUAGUGGCUCUAGAUAGUCUCGAAGAGUUAGGCCUGUUUGAUAACCUCUUCAUCAAGCUACCAGAGUUUGUGACAGUCCUACGUACUAACCUCACCAAAGUAAACAUAAAACGAAAUCCUCUAUCAUACGGUCAGGGGGAUGGUGAGGACAUGAUGAAGGUAAAAUCAGAACCAGAGGAAAAUGUGUACCUGGUCCAUGAGAGCAGCCUGUGCAGGACAUGUGUUAAGAGAUGUAAAGAGCAGAGGGAGAAACUUAUGGGAGGAAAAGGAGGUGGAGGGGGAGGAGGAGAUGACGUGUUUGAGGACAAAAGGAUAAGGACUUAUCCAGGACUGAUGGUGCCAAACUCAGUGGCUAAAGUCAAUCAAGAUGUUUGGAGAAUAAGGAAGGUCAAAUGACCAAAAAGCUGCUGUUAUCGUAAUGUCUU